Nomia melanderi (Alkali bee) is the source of this 3648-nucleotide messenger RNA. RefSeq names its product M13 family metallopeptidase neprilysin 2 (gene Nep2). The record is from RefSeq and is a predicted model, not a curated record. Gene Ontology annotation, cellular component: plasma membrane. Gene Ontology annotation, biological process: protein processing. Gene Ontology annotation, molecular function: metalloendopeptidase activity. Lineage: Eukaryota; Metazoa; Arthropoda; Insecta; Hymenoptera; Halictidae.
GCGUGCUCCUUCAGUCCGGCGCAAACAGUCCAAACCGAUUCACAUCCGGACUACGGCGCAAACAGUCGAAACCGAUUCACAUCCGGACUCCGGUGCAAACAGUCGAAACCGAUUCACAUCCGGGCUCCGGCGAAACGAGGGAAACUCGUCCUGCCCGUUCUCGAAACCGACUCUCGAUCGGGAGCGUCUUAUGAAAAUAUCGAUUCCGAGAGGCGGGAAGAAGAUCAAAGAUUUCGGUACGAAACGAGAGAAGCUUUUUCGGGGAACGCGGGAACCGUGCUGGGGCUCGACAGAGAAACUGAAAGUGGCGGACAACUGUUUUGCAACUGAUUACAGAACAGUGAAUGUGGUAAUGUGUCAGUGAAAAGUUUGACGGAACGGAAAUCGAGAAGAAGUGACGGGAAAUAGGAGAGGCUCCAGGGAAGAUACAGAAUGACAAACAGCAUGAAGCAAACGGUUAUUAAAAAUCCUACAUGGUGGAAGAGGCGUUCAGCCCUGGAACGGGGAUUAACUGUGAUCGCAGUUUCCGGGGUUCUUCUGUCCGUUGCGUUAGCUGUUGCACUUGGAAUUCUGGCGGCAAAUACUGCUUCCUGUAACGGGUCGCAGAGCAACGAUCAACCUGUUAAUCCAGAAGGAUUACCGUCCACAGCCGGCGCGUUGAACGGAUAUCAGCAGAGCAAAGACAUUCAGAUCGUGAGCAGACCGCCCUGCGACGAAGACAUAUGCUACACCCCGGAAUGCGUGCACACAGCGUCCAGGAUAUUGAAGAACAUGAAUCCGGAAGUGGAGCCGUGCGACGACUUCUACGAUUUCGCUUGCGGCGGGUUCCUCGAGACCACCAGCAUACCGGACGACAAGACCAGCGUGAACACGUUCACCGAGAUCAGCGACGAACUGCAAAAUCAAUUGAGGACCAGUAUUGAAGAGAAGAGCGCGGCCGACGAGCCGAAACCGUUCAGGCUCGCGAAGAAUUUGUACAAGGCUUGUAUGAAUAAAACACUAAUCGAGAAGCAAGGUUUGGACCCCUUGCUAAACAUUCUAAAAAAACUUGGUGGCUGGCCGGUGUUGGAAGGCGACAACUGGAACGAAAGCGAAUUUAAUUGGAAGGAAUCGGUGUACAAGUUUCGCAAGAUGGGUUAUUCCGUCGAUUACUUCAUCGAUUUCAGCGUCAGCGUCGAUCUGAAAAAUAGCACAAAAAGAAUAAUCGAUCUGGAUCAAGCAUCUCUUGGACUGUCCCGGGAAUAUUUGUCAAAAGGAUUCGAAGACAAAAUCGUGCAGGCAUACUACAGUUAUAUGGUGGACAUUGCAGCAAUUCUAGGGGGUGGUGAUAAAGAUACACUGAAGACAGAAUUGAAGGAAUCUCUGGAGUUCGAGAUGAAACUUGCCAAUAUCUCCCUGCCGAACGAGAAACGUCGUAACGCCACCCUCCUCUACAACCCCAUGACAGUGCGGGAAUUGUCCAAGUCUUAUCGCAGCAUUCCAUGGAAGGAGUACUUCAACACCCUGUUAGCGCCAAAUCUCGAAGUGGACGACGACGAAGUCGUAAUUGUUUGCGUUCCAAGUUACAUCUCGAGCUUGGAGAAGCUAUUGGAGUCCACGCCGAAAAGGGUCCAAGCGAAUUAUGUAAUGUGGAGGGCUGCUGCUUCAUCCGUGAGCUACCUAACCGAGGACAUCCGGAAAAGGCAGUUGCAAUACUCCACGGCGUUAAGUGGAAGAACGGAAAGGGAAGCCAGGUGGAAAGAAUGUAUCGACACCGUUUCCGGCAGCUUAGCCAUCAGCGUCGGCGCCCUUUACGUUAGGAAGUACUUCAAAGAGGAUGCGAAGAAGAACGCUGUGGAGAUGGUGGCUGACAUCAGAGCGGAAUUCACGGAGAUAUUGAAGAGGGUCGAGUGGAUGGACGAUGAAACUAGGAAGAGCGCGUUGGAUAAAGCGUCAUCCAUGUCUAGUCACAUCGCUUACCCGGAUGAACUGCUCGACGACAAGAAGCUCGAAGGCUUCUAUGAGAAACUUGAACUGACAACCGAUAAUUACUUGGAGGGUAUUCUGAAUUUAACUCUUUUCGGGGUGGAGUAUUCAUUCGGAAAACUAAGGAAGCCUGUAAACAAGUCUGACUGGAUAACUCACGGGAGACCGGCAAUUGUGAACGCAUUCUAUUCGUCCAUUGAAAACAGUAUUCAAUUUCCCGCUGGCAUACUGCAAGGCGCUUUCUUCAACAAUGAUCGGCCAAGGUAUAUGAAUUACGGGGCUAUUGGUUUCGUAAUUGGCCAUGAAAUAACUCAUGGGUUUGACGAUCAAGGCAGACAAUUCGAUAAAGCGGGAAAUCUCGUCGACUGGUGGGCGCCGCAGACAAAAGAAAAAUAUCUCCGGAAGGCGGAGUGUAUUAUUCACCAAUACGGGAAUUAUACUGUUGAAGACGUUGGUUUGAACCUAAAUGGUAUAAAUACUCAAGGAGAAAACAUUGCUGACAACGGUGGCAUAAAAGAGGCGUAUUUAGCGUAUAAGAAGUGGGUCAACCGAAAUUAUAAAGAGUCACGAUUACCAGGUCUUCCUUAUACACCGGAACAAUUGUUCUGGAUCAGUGCUGCGAACACCUGGUGCAGCAAGUAUAGACCGGAAGCAAUGAAACUCCGCAUCACCACUGGAUUCCACAGUCCAGGGAAAUUCCGUGUCCUAGGACCACUUUCAAAUAUGGAAGAAUUCUCGAGAGAUUUCAGUUGUCCUCUUGGCUCAAAGAUGAACCCUCAGAAGAAAUGUGCGGUCUGGUAAAUCAGACCUUGAUGAAUGGUUAGACGACUACAAAAGUUCUAGUAAGCGGCUACCAUUUUGUGAAACAUAUUCUUCGAUAUCAUGAAGGAUAUUAAUGGUUCGGUAGAUCUUCAACGGUUCCACCGAAAACCCUAAUUCUGUCUGAUCGAAACUAUUUUGGAUGAGAUUCACGUGAAUUUUGAACGCAUCGUCCAGAAUCCUGUUUGCAUCUGUUCGAAGAGGAUGACUAACAGUGACGGUGGUUGUUCGUGAAACUGAUGGAAUUCAAUUUUUAAAAGCAUGGUCGUGCUAUCACCGGGAGGAAUUGUUGUCUUCGUGAAACGAGUAUUGAAUUGCACGGUUGCGCUACCAUAAACGGUUCAUCCAUUGUAACAUUGUUUGAUAAUACAUAAGCCUUUUUAUAAGAGAAAGUUACAUGUUCGAUGAGUAUUGUACAUAGGAUUAAACGAACGAAUGAACGUAUCGGGGAUAAUGCGUCAUGACAAUUUCAAAUUUUAUAGAAUUACGUUGGGAAGAAAUCAGAUAUUAACCUGUUGUCGUUGGGUUCGAGGUCGUUAAAGAGAAGUGUGCACGUUGAACUGUGAUGAUUUUAUAGGAAUCGACAAUAAAUAUUGACACGAUCUUUUAGUUAAGCCGUUAAAAGUGACGCUCGCAAGGAACACCAGAAUAUUAUUCUUAAUUAUAUUUUUAAAUGAUAUUGUUCUAUCGACAUACAAGUCAAUACAUGUGCUUUUUGCUAUCUGUAUAAUGUUCGUUAGGCUCCGUUGAGCAGUGUAAGGUUGUUGAUUAGAGUUACCAUUUUUAAGUACUUAGGCGACAUAGUAUUAUUCGUAGUUUCUAAUAAUAAUUACUCUACAGGCAACGGAAAAAAAAGAAACCGCC